GAUUUUAAAUUAUCUUUAUCCAUGCCAAAAGUAUUAUCAUAAUUUUCUGACUGCUUAUUGAGCUGUGUCCUCUGUGUCUAAAACUUAAUGUAGAUUUGUUGUUAUUGCAAGACUGAUUUCUACAGUAAGGACUCAGUGUAAGGAAACUGUUUAACAGGUUCUAUCAUUUCUCAUUGACAAACAUAUUUUUAACUUUAAAUUUUUAUUUUUAAAAUAAAAAUAAACAUCUUAUUUGCUUUGAUGUCAAUCAUAUAAAUCCAGAACUAUGUCAAACAGCAGAUUCAGGCUCUGCAGGAAGGAAAAGGUCAGAGAGAAGUGUAUUUAUCCAGAGCAGUUACUAUGAUGACUGAGUUUAAGUUUCCUUCCUGAAAGAAACUGAAAGGCCAGAGUUUCUUUCACUAAGUUUUCCAGUCUGGAACAGAUCUCCAAGCUGUAUUGAGGACACAGCUGAUUAGUUAUAAAGGAAAUGAUCAUUAUUGUGCAGCAGUGUUAUAGAUUCUGUAUAACUUUUUCUCUUUUUCUCUGUAGUUAUACUGUGGAGCUAGCUGUUUAGACCAGGUGGCUGAUAAUGGAGGAUCACACCAUUCACCAGACAGAGCACAUGACCACCAUCGAGGCCAGCGCCGUAAGCCAACAGGUCCAGCAGGUGCACGUGGCCACCUUUACAGAGGCAUCUAUGAUGAGUGCUGAAGAAGACUCAACAUCCUCGCCAGAUGAUGACCCUUAUGAUGACACAGACAUCCUCAACUCAGCCGGUACUGAUGAGGUCACUGCUCACCUGGCAGCUGCAGGACCAGUGGGCAUGGCGGCCGCUGCUGCUGUGGCAACCGGUAAGAAAAGAAAAAGGCCUCACAUCUUUGAGUCCAACCCUUCAAUCCGCAAGAGGCAGCAGACCCGUCUGCUCAGAAAACUGCGAGCAACGCUGGAUGAGUAUACCACCAGGGUGGGCCAGCAAGCCAUCGUCUUGUGCAUCUCUCCCUCCAAGCCAAACCCUGUGUUUAAGGUGUUUGGUGCUGCUCCGCUAGAGAAUGUGGUUAGAAAGUAUAAGGGCAUGAUGUUGGAGGAUCUGGAGAACGCCCUGGCAGAGCAUGCCCCAGCUGGUGGAGAGCUGGCCUCAGAGCUGCCCCCUCUCACCAUUGAUGGCAUCCCUGUCUCUGUGGAUAAGAUGACCCAGGCCCAGCUGCGGGCUUUCAUCCCAGAGAUGCUGAAAUACUCCACGGGCAGAGGGAAACCUGGCUGGGGCAAGGAGAGCUGCAAACCAAUCUGGUGGCCCGAGGACAUCCCUUGGGCCAAUGUUCGCAGUGAUGUCCGCACAGAGGAGCAGAAACAGAGAGUGUCUUGGACGCAGGCGUUGCGGACAAUAGUGAAGAACUGCUAUAAGCAGCAUGGCCGUGAAGAUUUGUUAUAUGCUUUUGAAGACCAGCAGGUAACAACGGCAGCCGCUACCCAGCACCACCUGACCACUGCACAGAGCAUAGCUCACCUUGUGCCCUCGCAGACCGUCGUACAGACCAUCAACAACCCUGAUGGGACCGUCUCACUUAUCCAGGUUGGCACAGGACACACAGUUGCUACUCUAGCAGACGCCUCGGAGCUUCCUGGUGUAACAGUGGCCCAGGUUAACUACUCAACUGUGACAGAUGGAGAGGUGGAGCAGAACUGGGCCACCCUCCAGAGUGGAGAGAUGACAAUCCAGACAACGCAAGCAUCAGAGGCCACACAGGCAGUCGCUUCUCUGGCUGAAGCUGCAGUCGCUGCUAGCCAUGAGAUCCAGCCUGGAACCACUGUCACUAUGGCUCUAAACAGUGAGGCAGCAGCCCAUGCUGUAGCGACGUUGGCGGAGGCCACUCUUCAAGGAGGGGGGCAGAUUGUCCUGGCAGAAACAGCAGCUGCUGUUGGGGCUCUUGCAGGGGUUCAAGAUGCCACAGGUUUGGUCCAGAUUCCAGUCAGCAUGUACCAGACUGUAGUGACCAGCCUCGCCCAGGGCAACCGGCCUGUCCAGGUUGCCAUGGCACCUGUCGCCACACGUAUAGAUAACACAGUCACACUGGACGGCCAGGCUGUGGAGGUUGUGACCCUAGAGCAGUGACACUAUGGACCUUGGAUGGAGUAGAAAGCACUGGAAAGCCACAUUGGAGAUAGGUUUUUCUCUCCUGUAUUCCAAGACAUCACAUUGUGUAAAAUGUCGAAUAUAUUUUUAAAUGUACAUCUGCAGGGGAAGUCAAAGUGAGUGAUCAAUGCAUUGUGUUUACUAUGUACAGAUAAUGAUUUUUUUGGUGGGGUUUUUUUUCCAUUUAGAUGUAUGUUUUUUAAGCUGUGAUGUUUAGUAUUUAGUAUUUAUUUCAAUGCAGUUAACCUUCACUUAAAACAAAAAUGAACCAAAAACCCCAGGAGGAAAGCCACAACUGCACCUGUGUGUUAACUAUCAAUGUUCUGGAUUUUUAGUAUCUUCUGUGUGCUUUCUGUUUUUAGCAUACAUGUAACAUGCAGUGCCAUAGACAAAUCAUUAAUUGGUUUUCCAUGUUCUCAAUCACCACUCAAAAAGUUUUUUUUCCCCCACCCUCACCUGAUUCUUACUGUACAAGAGCAGCAGAUAAGCUGCAGACACUCCCAUUUUUCUCACAUUGGAU
Messenger RNA from Melanotaenia boesemani (Boeseman's rainbowfish), 2630 nucleotides. RefSeq names its product nuclear respiratory factor 1 (gene nrf1). Gene Ontology annotation, molecular function: RNA polymerase II cis-regulatory region sequence-specific DNA binding; DNA-binding transcription factor activity, RNA polymerase II-specific. The record is from RefSeq and is a predicted model, not a curated record. NCBI's taxonomy places the organism in Eukaryota, Metazoa, Chordata, Actinopteri, Atheriniformes, Melanotaeniidae. Gene Ontology annotation, cellular component: nucleus. Gene Ontology annotation, biological process: regulation of transcription by RNA polymerase II. The transcript has 11 exons. Bases 569 to 2089 code for a protein of 506 amino acids.